UUCUUCUUUUUUCUUUGUCUUUUUUUAUUGGAGUGCUCGUCUCUUCCCUCUCUUUUCACGCCUCUUUUUCCCAAGCUUCCUUGCAUUUUCAUGACCUUCUAUCUUAGCCGUCCAAGCCAGCAUCCACAGAGAGCGACCCCUGACUUUGGGUAGUUCGCUCAAGGCCAAACCACUGCCCAGAAAAGAAUAAUUAAUUAUGAGAUAACUUCUUCUGCUCAAGUCGGAUCGGAAGGCAGUAUCAAUUUGUAGUUGGUCUGAUCUGAACCAGUAUCAAUUAAUGGAUGCCAGGAAAGCCCAUAAAGCCUCUUCAUCCUCACCAUCCUCCUCAUCAAAACGUUGGGAUUACCACAUAUUCUUGAGCUUCAGAGGUGAAGACACGCGCAAGGGCUUCACGUCCCACCUUCACAAGGCAUUAGAAAGCAGGGGAUACGAUGUUUUUAUGGACGAGGACGAUCUACAAGUAGGGCAAGUUAUAAAACCAGAACUGUUGCAGGCAAUCGAAAAGUCCAAGAUCUCUGUAAUUGUCUUCUCAACGAGGUAUGCAGAUUCCAGUUGGUGUCUUGAUGAGCUGGUGAAGAUCAUGGAGUGUAGAAGAACACUGAAUCAAAUCGUUUUGCCAAUAUUCUACAAUGUGGAUCCUUCAGACGUCAGAAAACAGACUGGUACUUUGGCAUCUGAUUUUCAGAAACAUACCAUCCGACAUAAAGAUGAGGUGGUAAAGGAGUGGAGAAAGGCUCUUACUGAAGCUGCGAAUUUGUGUGCCGGGGUUCUCGAAGACAGGAAUGAAGCAAAGUUUAUCGAGGCAUUUAUUGAGAAUAAAAUUAUCGGACGGCUUUCCACAACUCCCCUACCAGUAGCCGCCUACCCGGUUGGAGUCGACUCUCGUGUACAUGAUAUGAUCAGUUAUCUUUUAGGUGGUGGAUCACAAGACGUUGUCAUGAUUGGAAUUUGGGGGAUGGGCGGACUGGGCAAAACAACAGCUGCGAAGGCCAUUUAUAAUCGAAUUAAGGAUAAAUUCGAAGCUCAUGGUUUCCUUGGAGACAUUAGGGACACUGCAAAUAGACAUGGUCUUGUUUAUUUGCAAAAACUACUUCUUGCUGAAAUCUACAAGAAACCGACCAAAUUUCACAUAAGUUGUGUUGAUGGAGGGAUGGGUAUGAUAAAAAAAGAACUUGGAUGUAAAAGGGUACUUGUAAUUAUCGACGAUGUAGAUGAAAAGGAGCAACUCGAAGCGAUAGUUGGAAAUCGUGAUUGGUUUGGCUCUGGAAGUAGAAUUAUAAUAACUACUAGAGAUAAACAUUUUCUAGACGUACUUCGUGUGGAUAAAACUUUCACGGUUCCAGAAAUGAAUCCCGAUGAAGGUCUUGAGCUCUUUUGUCGGCAUGCCUUUCAAAAAGGUUAUCCUAAUGAACAAUAUCUUGAACUCUCAGAAAAGGUAGUUUUUUAUAGUGGAGGUUUGCCACUGGCACUUAAAGUUUUAGGCUCUUUCUUGAUUGGAAGAACCAUAGCAGAGUGGGAAAGCCAAUUGCAGGAAUUGGAAGGAAUCCCUCCGAAAGAUAUUCUAAAAAAACUUAGAAUAAGCUAUGACGGUCUAGAUCGGGACGAGAAGUGUAUAUUCCUUGAUAUAUCUUGUUUCUUCAUUGGAAUGAACAAAGACCAUGUCAGAAAAAUAUUAGAUGGAUGUGGCUUUAAAGCAGAAAUAAAAAUCAGCGUGCUCCUUCAGCGGUGCCUUGUUACUGUUAAUGAACAGAACCGGCUAAUGAUGCAUAAUUUACUUCGAGACAUGGGCAGAGCAAUCAGUCAAGAAGGUGACAAAGAAGACCGGCGUAGAUUGUGGCUCCGUGAAAAUGUGACAGAUGUAUUGGAAGACAAAUCUGGAACUAAAAAAGUUGAAGGACUUGGUCUAAAUCUGCGAAGCUCGGAAAAGGCUAGUUUCGGUACUGAAGGAUUUAGCAAAAUGAGAAAACUGAAAUUGCUCCAGCUCAACUAUGUAGAGCUCACCGGAGAGUACAAAUUUCUUUCCAAAAAUUUAAGAUGGUUGUGCUGGCAUGGAUUCCUUCUAGAUUCGAUACCAGGUGACUUUGAUCUAACAAGCCUAAUUGCUAUGGACCUGCAGUUCAGCAAACUCAAAGUAGUUUGGAAGGAUUGCAAGUUGCUUGAGAAGUUGACAAUCAUUAAUCUGAGUCAUUCUCAUGAUCUAACAACAUCACUAGACUUUUCAAAAGUCCCAAAUCUCGAGGAGUUGAUAUUGGAAUGUACGAGUUUGUCUGAUGUCCAUGAAUCCAUUGGUGAUCUCAAAAGACUUGCUUUGGUAAAUCUUGAACACUGAAAAAGGCUUAAAGAU
Prunus avium (sweet cherry) is the source of this 2344-nucleotide messenger RNA. RefSeq names its product disease resistance protein RPV1. NCBI's taxonomy places the organism in Eukaryota, Viridiplantae, Streptophyta, Magnoliopsida, Rosales, Rosaceae. Gene Ontology annotation, biological process: defense response; signal transduction. The record is from RefSeq and is a predicted model, not a curated record. Gene Ontology annotation, molecular function: ADP binding.